Molecule: messenger RNA, 486 nt
Organism: Triticum urartu
Lineage: Eukaryota; Viridiplantae; Streptophyta; Magnoliopsida; Poales; Poaceae
Product: histone H2B.3-like
Cellular component (GO): nucleosome
Molecular function (GO): protein heterodimerization activity; DNA binding; structural constituent of chromatin
Source: RefSeq, a predicted model, not a curated record
UCGAGAUGUCCCAUUAUCCAUUCGAUCGUAGUUUGCCGGCGUCCAAGGAGGGCGGCGAGAAGAAGGGGAAGAAGAAGUCCAAGAAGAGCGUGGAGACGUACAAGAUCUACAUCUUCAAGGUGCUGAAGCCGGUGCACCCGGACAUCGGCAUCUCCUCCAAGGCCAUGUCCAUCAUGAACUCCUUCAUCAACGACAUCUUCGAGAAGCUGGCCGGCGAGUCGGCCAAGCUUGCGAGGUACAACAAGAAGCCCACCAUCACGUCCCGGGAGAUCCAGACCUCCGUCCGCCUCGUCCUCCCCGGCGAGCUCGCCAAGCACGCCGUCUCCGAGGGCACCAAGGCUGUCACCAAGUUCACCUCCUCCUAGGCUAGGAUGGUUUUCUGUAAUAGUCAGCUGUUCAGACCAUGUCUUCCUGUAACUUGUGUUGGUUCUGUGGGAACACCCUGUUUCAUUACCUCAUGAAAUAUUAAUGGUGUUUCUUUGGUCA